This is a messenger RNA of Cutaneotrichosporon oleaginosum, 930 nucleotides long. RefSeq lists its product as uncharacterized. Gene Ontology annotation, cellular component: mitochondrion. The record is from RefSeq and is a predicted model, not a curated record. Lineage: Eukaryota; Fungi; Basidiomycota; Tremellomycetes; Trichosporonales; Trichosporonaceae. Gene Ontology annotation, biological process: fatty acid beta-oxidation.
AUUGCCUCCCCACCGUCUCACCGCCUCGCCAUGUUCGUCCGCGCCCGCCUCCCCGCCGUGCGCGCGCUCACGCGCGCCUACUCCGCCCCCUCGGCGCAGCACGCGCUUCUCCGCCCCGCGUCCGAGCUCGUGUCCGGCGAUGACCUGGACGGCAUCCAAGUGCUCGUCCUGAACCGGCCGGACGCGCGCAACGCCCUUUCGCGCCAGAUGGUCGACGAGCUCCGCGACUACAUCUCGCGCCUGUCGGCGGGUAAUGCGCGCGUCGCCAUCCUCCAUUCGCUCGGGCCAGUGUUCUGCGCCGGCGCCGAUCUCCGCGAGCGCAAGGGCAUGAGCCAGCCCGAGGUCGCCCGCUUCCUCGACGACCUCAACGCCAUGGUGUGCGAGCUCGAGGCCCUCCCCAUCCCCACUGUCGCGGCUGUGCCGGGGCCCGCGCUUGGCGGCGGCACCGAGCUCGCACUCGGGUGCGACCUCCGCACCGGGCAGAAGGAGACGAGCUUCGCCCUCCCAGAGACCAAGCUCGGCAUCAUCCCGGGCGCUGGAGGGACGCAGCGCAUGACCCACCUUCUCGGCAAGAGCAAGGCUAUGGAGCUCAUCUUCACCGGCCGCCGCGUGAGCGCGGACGAGGCCGUUCGUCUUGGCCUCAUCGACGUCAUGGCCAAGGACGGCCAGUCGGCCCUCGAGGCCGCCAUUGACCUUUCCAAGCUCAUGCUCACCUCUGCUCCCCUGUCCCUCCGCGCCGCCAAGCAGGCCAUCAAGAGCGCACCCGGAACGCCCAUUGAGCAGGGCAUCAAGAACGAGCGUGCGGCUUACAACACUCUCCUCGAGACCGAGGACCGUCUCGAGGGCCUCCGCGCCUUCGCCGAGAAGCGCAAGCCCGUCUUCCAGGGCAAGUAAAAUACAACGGUUGUAUGCAUAUCGAUGUGUAUCUGC